This is a messenger RNA of Dicentrarchus labrax (European seabass), 2690 nucleotides long. Its product is annotated as sialic acid synthase. Gene Ontology annotation, biological process: carbohydrate biosynthetic process. Gene Ontology annotation, molecular function: N-acylneuraminate-9-phosphate synthase activity. NCBI's taxonomy places the organism in Eukaryota, Metazoa, Chordata, Actinopteri, Moronidae. The coding region runs from base 690 to 1769 and encodes 359 amino acids. The transcript has 6 exons. The record is from RefSeq and is a predicted model, not a curated record.
CUACAUAUAUACAGUACAUAUACUGUAUUUGUGUGUAUGUUGAUAAUGAUGGUGUUGGGAUUACAUCUACAACUUUUAUUCAUGUAAGUUGCCACAUGUGGCCCUUAAAUAGUCACUGAGGUCACAAAGUGGCCCAAAUUUAGAAAUGAAAAGAUCAGAUUCCACAUGUGCUGUUCAGACUUGAAUGAAAGAUAUAUGAGCAAAAAUGUUCCUUCAAUGUGAAUGAAGCCUUUGUGAUGAUUUCUUCCUGACAAAAAAUAAAAUAAACCAUGCAAUGAAGGGUAUGCAAUAUCUUUAACCUUAUAAUUUCUCUUUCAUCUUACUUUGGUUUGUUUGGUUUGUCUUUUUUAUGUUUGACACUUUUUUUGUUUUGUCAAUACUUCGUCUGUAAGUGAGUGAUUCUGGUUGAUGUUUUCUUUUGUUUCUGUAUGUCAACAACUUCAAAUGAAGAUACAAUUAAAUAAAAUGUAAUUAAAUAAAAUAUAAUAUUAUUAAACAAAAUAAAUGUAUGCUUUUAUUUUUAAAGGAAAUCCGGCUCUUACGCUACAAACGCGGAAGUGGUUGCACAUCCUGGACGUGCAGCACGUUAACUCAUCCGGGUCCGCUUAUCCAGGCUCAGCUCGCGGCUCUCCGUCCUGUUCUCUGCUAAUAAUCACUUUCACUGGUUGUUUCCUUUUUCUUUGAGCAAAAUGCCUUUAAAGUUUGAGCUGUGUCCCGGUAGGAUGAUCGGAGGAAGCCAUCCGUGCUUCAUCAUAGCUGAAAUUGGACAAAACCACCAGGGAGACAUUGAGAUUGCCAAGAAAAUGAUCAAAAUGGCAAAGGACUGUGGUGCUGACUGUGCCAAAUUCCAGAAGAGUGAAUUAGAGUACAAAUUUAACAAGCGAGCCCUGGAGCGACCGUACACUUCUAAACACUCCUGGGGAAAAACUUAUGGGGAACACAAGCGCCAUCUGGAGUUCAGCCACAAGCAGUACAAGGAACUGCAGAAAUACGCAGAGGAGGUGGGAAUUUUCUUCACUGCCUCGGGGAUGGAUGAGAUGGCAGUGGACUUCCUCCAUGAGCUCAAUGUGCCUUUCUUCAAAGUGGGCUCUGGAGACACCAACAACUUCCCCUACCUGGAGAAGACCGCCAAGAAAGGACGUCCCAUGGUGGUGUCCAGUGGGAUGCAGUCCAUGGAGACGAUGCGCCGUGUCUACAAAACAGUGAAGGAGCACAACCAGAACUUUACUAUCCUGCAGUGCACCAGUGCCUAUCCUCUGGAAGCUGAAGAUGUCAACCUCCGAGUGAUAACGGAAUACCAGAAGGAAUUUCCAGAUAUUCCCAUUGGGUAUUCCGGCCACGAGUCUGGGAUCAGUAUUUCAGUUGCGGCUGUAGCUCUGGGGGCAAAGGUCAUCGAGCGUCAUAUAACCUUGGACAAGACAUGGAAAGGAAGUGACCAUGCCGCCUCGCUGGAGCCCUCCGAGCUGACUGAGCUGGUUCGUUCCAUCCGACUGGUGGAGAGGGCGAUGGGGAGCGGCCUCAAGAACAUGUUACCUUGUGAGAAGCCAUGCCAUGAUAAGCUGGGUAAGUCAGUGGUGGCCAAAGUCAAGAUCCCCAGAGGAACUGUCCUGACUCUGGACAUGUUGACAGUGAAGGUGGCCGAGCCCAUGGGCGUCGUGGCCGAGGACAUCUUCCAGCUGGUCGGUAAGAGCGUGACGGAGGACGUGGAGCAGGACGAGAGCGUCGUGCCAGAUGUAGUGGACAGCUACGGCAAGAAAGCCAAGUGCUGAGGGUGGCAGAGAGCUUAGAAAUGGGUAAUAAAAAGGCACUUAAUUUGAGGGGAAAUUUAAUCAAUUCCUCUGGGGUUUUUUUCGGAAGGAGCUCAGUAUGACACAGGCACGUGUGUCAUGGUAAUUUUGUGUGGUGCUGCUCAGAUUUCUGAAGUUAUGGACGAUCAGUAACUUGUGUAAUUGGACAGUGCAUUGGUGUUAUAGUUUCAAAGGUCAAAGGGAUAACUGUGCUCAAAUAACUCAUUCGACCCCUUUUUUUUUCUGCCAAAGACUUUUGAAUUUUCUAAAAGUCGCCUUAAUGUAGUUCACUAAACUUUCGGCUAUCAGGCUCUUUGAUUAAACCCAACAAUAUCUCACCAGAGGCUCAGUAGUAGUUUCAGCCCUAUGGUCAGUACUAGUGCAGUGCUUUCUGAGGUGGCACAAAAGCCAGUUGUUACUGAUAACUAAACAUACUUUGCACUAUAGUUUUAGCCUGCACUGUAGAGAUUGAAUGAAUACUGAGCACAUGAAGCUGCUACUUGUCCUCUCAUCACACAACCUUGAGAUCACAGAGCCUAUUUGCCAAACAGUCAGUGUGCUCUUCUUGUACCAUUGAGCUGUCAAGAUUGUCAACUGGUGCCAGGAUAUUUAGUUUGUGGUACAAGGCAGGGUUUGUGUUUGUAGUCAGUAAGUAAAGCUACUGGAGCCGGAUGCAUAAAACUGUGCACACAUUGUCCCACUCUCACAGUCAACUUGUUUUUGUCAUAAACCAUACUCUUUCUGUCUUUGUUCUGGCACCAACAGCGUCUUCUAAUUGUGCUUUCAGGAUGAAGGAUGAUAACACACAUUUAUAAAUGUUAACAUGUGGAAAUCUCUUGCAACUGUUGUAAUCUAAGAUGUUAUGAAAAAAUGAAGCCUCCAAAUAAAAUAUUCCCCAAAUUC